Messenger RNA from Puccinia graminis f. sp. tritici CRL 75-36-700-3, 1630 nucleotides. RefSeq lists its product as uncharacterized. Lineage: Eukaryota; Fungi; Basidiomycota; Pucciniomycetes; Pucciniales; Pucciniaceae. The transcript has 2 exons. The record is from RefSeq and is a predicted model, not a curated record. Gene Ontology annotation, biological process: lipid metabolic process. Bases 152 to 1432 code for a protein of 426 amino acids.
AAGCAAGUGCAUAGGAGUCUCCUUCUGGAUAUGUAUGCCUCUUUAGUUGCUUCUUGGUUGAUUGUUCACGUCUCCCAGCGUUUUUCCGAUUUCAACAGUCAUCAUCAUCAUCAACAUCAAAUUCCAAUAGUAUUUCAAGUCGUAAGAAGAAAUGAUACAAGAUAUCCGCUUGAUCCCGACGAUCCCGUUCGCCGGCACCCACGGCCUACUACAUGCGCUCCAGGUCCUGCUCCAGAUCCUCUUCGGCCUGUUCCUAGGUGCGAUGACGAUUCCGUCGCAAUCCUGGCCAGCACAAGUGUUCAGGCUCGGACUAUUAGUCUGGCUGGUUCCCAAGAUCCUGGACUACUCGACCAGCCGGAGCUACUCGUUCGGGAACAUGCUGGCCGACCAGCUCAUGCUCUCCUGCUUCGGCUGGAACCUGCUCACCAGACUCCUCGAACUUUCUCUCCUCCCGCUGAUUUCUCCCGCUCCGCCGCGUUGGAUUCGGCCGACCAAGGAGGAACUCGCCCGGGUCUUGAAACUCAGACAUCAGCCCGCAUCCAAUCAACAUCCUCAUAAGCUCGACCAGGCCUCCGAGGAAUUGAUCCCCACAAGCUGGGAGCCCGUCCCCUUCCCGGCCCCAUUUUCGCUAGACCGGGUUCUCUACGCAUACGAUUAUCUGAUGCUGAUCCGACCGAGUACGUCGGACCUCCUACCGUGGCAAUUCCGGGCCUUCGACUGGUCUCUUCCCGCGAUGAGCGCCGGCGGGGUGGCCGGUCGUCGGUUUGGGAAGCCCGAGACUGGCCCGAGGCUUGCGCUCGUUUAUCUGUUUGUCUAUCUGGUCUGCUUCGUUUACGUCGACAAUGUGGCGAUCCGUCACAUCGGCCAGAUCACAGUCGCCGAGCUGGGUCUUGCCCAUCAGCUCCUUCUGACUAUCAGCGCGGGAUGUCUGAUCAGCUUAUCGGCCGGGCCCUCCGAAGCUUUCAUAUUCCCGCUGCUCCUCUCCCGCAGGAUUCUCCCGCCUACCGCUCUCCUCGCUAGCUUCAACCAACCCUACCUUGCCUCCAGCAUCCAGGACUUUUGGGGAAACCGAUGGCACCACAGGGUCCGUCGACAACUCACACGACUCGGCUCUCUUUUCCCACUCGGCGGCACGAGGACCGGGAACGCCUUCUGGGCAUACGUCCUCAGCGCGAUGCUCCACUCCUUCAUCAUCUGUCGCUCCAAGCCGGAGCCCAGUCUGUCGGAUCCGACGAGCUAUGUGGCCCUCUUCUUCGACCGCCCCACCGUCAUCUUCUUCGUCUCACAAGGCCUCGCCAUGAUUGUUGAGCGUCACCUCGUCCCUCCUGACCUACGUCGGCUCUGGCUCUGGUUCACCAUCAUCUUCGCCGGGCGUUGGUACAUCGACGGGAUCCUAAAUAGCUACCUUCCUCCCCCACCUCCAACUCAUUAAACCUUGAAUAUCACCCCAUCGGAUCCAAAAUCCUUCUUCCCAAUCUUCAUCUGUCAUAUCUUGUCUCCAAAAAAUCAUCUCCAUUCAUUCAAAAAACAGAAGCACAUCCCACAUCAUUUCACACCUUUUCUUGGCCGCUUAUUGGAUUAGUUACAGCACAUAUUUUUUUCCUUUUCUUUUUCCUUUUUUUUUGUGUAU